Oikopleura dioica is the source of this 438-nucleotide messenger RNA. The record is from the annotation of a GenBank genome assembly. NCBI's taxonomy places the organism in Eukaryota, Metazoa, Chordata, Appendicularia, Copelata, Oikopleuridae.
AUGGUGGAGGAUACAACUUUAACAUCCAGCACUGAAUUUGAUGAUCAACCAUCAGCAUCUUCCGAAAUCAUCGAAUUCUACGAUUCGUCCGACUACACUGUAACAUCGAAAAUUUCAAUUUUCGAUCCUGAAUUGAAGCAAGCAAAUGAAGAGGUGAAAAAUCUCCAGGAAGAAAUAACAGAACUCAUCGAAGAGACGAUUGAAGAGCAAAAUAUUGAACCAAUAGAAAAACUGAAGCAAGAAAUUAUUGAAGAACGAAAUCGGGAAAAGUGGGAUAUGAUGAAGUGGAUCACUUUGGCUUCGAUAAUUGUUGGUUUCUUGCUUAUUUGCUCGACUUUUGCUCUUCUUAUUCACAGAUAUCAACAAAAAGACCGCGGAAGCUACGAAAUCAUGACUCCCUUCGAAUAUCAAAAAGGAAACAGAGAAGCCUUUGCAUAA